CAUCUCUCUCUCUCUCUCUCUCUCUCUCUCUAAAACAUGAGCUCGUCGACAAGAACAAGAUCAAGAACAGCGACGGCCUCCUCAGCCGCCGCGUCAAGAAGACGGCGGCGAGCCAGCAAGCUGGCGCGCGCCUGCAUGAGCAAGCGGCGGAGGCCGGUCGGAGGCACGUGCUCCUCCUCCUCCUCCAAUGACGCCGUCUCGGAGAAGCUGGAAGCCCUGAAGAACCUCAUCCCGGUCACCAGGGACGGCGGCGACGACGCCGUCGCCACUGACGAGCUCUUUCAAGAAACGGCGGAUUACAUACUCCGGUUGAGGACCCAGGUCGUCGUCCUCCAGAAGCUGAUCCACUUCUACGGAUCGGCCGAUCUUCCCGAGAAGCAACGCGAGAUCGACGACGCUUCCUCUGUAUUAUAGUCUCCAGCCUCCCCCACGAGAAAAGACGAUGGUUCUUCAGAUUGAACUCCGACGGAAAAAAUGCUUUUGGCUGGCGACAUAGCAAGCGCAGAGGAAAAUUCUGGAAUAUCUUGUACGAAAUUAGAAGGAAAGAGACAUCAUUUGGGCUCAGAUUGUCGUUGGACAUCAUUUUCUUGAUUUUUUUUCUUCCUUUCUUCACUUUUAUUUUCUCGUCGGACCGCAUUUUUCCAAGAAAAUAUGUUAUAUAUAGUUUCUGUCUUCUAUCCAUAUAUCUCGGUCCAUUUUUUUUGUUUAUGUAGGCUCCUAGUUUGCAAUUCUCACGAAGUUCUUCUUAUUUCCAUAUCAUGGUGUAUGUAAUAGCUCAGAUUAAACUAAUUUCCCGUCGCUCCUAGAC
Messenger RNA from Eucalyptus grandis, 808 nucleotides. RefSeq names its product transcription factor PAR1. The transcript has a single exon. NCBI's taxonomy places the organism in Eukaryota, Viridiplantae, Streptophyta, Magnoliopsida, Myrtales, Myrtaceae. The coding region runs from base 37 to 414 and encodes 125 amino acids. The record is from RefSeq and is a predicted model, not a curated record. Gene Ontology annotation, biological process: regulation of DNA-templated transcription.